UGAUAAUAUUAUAUUAUACUCUCUUAACGUAUACGCGCCGCCGACGAUAUACCUAUAGUGUGUAUCGAAAGCGAUCCGAGAAUACACCGCGCAACGCGUUUGCCAAUUUCGCGCGCGCCAGAAUAAAUAGAACGGUCGGCUCUGUUCGGUUGUUCAUCAUCGUCGGCGCAUUGUUUGUCGUACUUACAACCACGCGCAUUAACGGUCACAAAAAAUUAUAUUAUAUUGUGUAGCGUACGUCCGCCGAGACGACACGGUGAAAACGUCUCGUCGAUUUUCGUGUAUCAUAAUAAUAUAGUGUACGUAUUACCGGUUUUAUUAUAUUGUCUGUACCCAACCGUGUACCCAAAAAGUUUACUUACCCGUACGAUAAAUCCCCGACGCCGGUGUAAAUAAUAAUAUAUUACGCCUGUGUAUUAUAAGUACACUUUACCGGAAGAUCGGACGCCCGACUACCUAAAAAGAAUAACCCUUUUUGCAGGAUUCUGGAAUAUUGUUCAUACGAGAUCGUCUUUAGCACGAGGUGAGCGAACAAUUAUUACUAUUUAUUAAUAUAUAAUAUUAUUGAUUAUAUUAUUAUAUAUUUAUUUCUCUGGCGUGUAAUCGCGGGCCUCUGGAAACCUGUAAACCCUAUACAGAAAAACAAAACUGGACACUAACUAGUAGGAAAAUUAGAAGUUAAGUUAGAAAUUACUUUUGUCGACAACUUUUAACUUAACUAGUAGCUUUGUUUAUAUUGUAACUUAAUAACUUAACUAGUUAUUUUUAAAAUAAUCAAAAGUUGUUCUUACAAAAUGUGUACUUUAUAGUUUUAAAAAUAAAUUUAAAAUCACCAAUCGUUUGGACUGCCUAGUGAUAAGAAUAAAUACGGUAUCAGAUUGAUAUUGUAUUAUUAGUAUGUAGUUUACUGAUAAGUACUAUAAUAUUGAUAAAUGAUAUAUUAAUUGAUGAUUGAGAAUGACAUGCACCACUUAAAUAUAUAACUAGUUUUUUUUUUUUAUAAUAUUCUAACAUAAAUUAAUUAUAAAUUAUUACUAAUUUUCCUAGGGCUGGUGAGUGAUGUAUCGAGUAAGUUUCACCCAUAGAUAUUUAAAAUAUAUUAUUAUUAAUUGCUAUAUAUUGAUAUUCUUAUUGAUUAUAGGUAAAUUAUUCCAUAUAUGCAAUACAUUAAAGUUAAUACAUCUAACAUUUGAUCAAAAAUUAUCAAUUCAAUUCAAUUGAUAUAGUAUCACCAAUAAUUUAAUUUCUGUUUUUUAAAUUAUGAAAAAAAACCUAACCUUUUAUUUUAACUUAAGUUACUUUUUUUCAUUAAGUUAGAAAUUUAGGAAAUUUUAGAAACUAACUUCUAUCCUGACUGUAUUGGUUUUUAUAUUAAAGUAAUUUAACUUUGACUAGUUGAAAAAAAUACUAACUUGCCAGUUUUGUAUGCAUAUAGCUCUGUAUAGUAAUUGAGUCCACGGUUAGAAAACCAAAAAUAUAGUAAUUGAGACCGAGGAUUACUUUGAGUAAAAUAUAAAAUCAACCAUAUUAUACGAAUAUGGAGACGACUACGUGAUAUCGUUCAUAUCAUCUUUAGCAAUUUCGUCAGAUAAUAUAAUCUCAAUUCGUAUGCAGCCAAUAUAAUAACAUAAUUUUAUGUUAUUAUUAUAAUUGCCGGGAAUUUUAGAUUUUAUUUCUACCGUCGCUAGUACUCAUACCAUUAAUGCAAGAAAUGAUAUAAAAAAUAAAAAAAAAUUAAUCUGGGAACAAAAUGCAGCUGAUGCAAUCAAAUAAAAUAACUUAAUUUGAAUAUAUACAAUGUUUAUCACAUACAAUUUUACCAAAAUGAAAAAUAUAAUUUUAUCACCUAUAUUCAUUAAACUAUACACAAGGACAUUUAUAUUAUUCAUAUUAUAAUAAAUUUUUACCUAUAUGUAAAAAAUGUAAUUUUAAUGUUUUUUUUUAAAAAAAGUUUGAUGGGACUCGAUAGGAUUUGAUAGGUUAGUAUUAUGGCUAAAAUUGGAAGGAACUUAAUUCGUUCUAAAACGUUUUAUUAGGACUCAGUUCGUACGCAGCUAAAUAUAGAUAAAGAAAUUUUUCCUUAUCUAUAUAUGCGAUCAAAAAAUCUAUAAUAGUAUCUGUGGGAUUUCGCAUGAAAAUUCAAUUCAAUGUUUAUUUUUGUAAUUAUUUCAAAUUUAGAGAAAAAAUAAUAUUCCUAAAUUUAUUUUCUAUUAAAUAGUAUUAUAUAUUCCAGCCAGACGUACUUAUAACUAUAAUUAUCUUAAAAUAUUUUAAUUCGUUAUGUAUUUUUAGAUUCUGAGUGUAAUAGCAAAGAAAAUAUUAGUUUUACUAAAAUGUAUGAUUUGGUUUUUCUUUUGGUUCGUAAAAAUGCUCCAAUUUUUUUUUAUGUUAUACAUUCAGAACAUUUCAUAAAGAUGCGAAUUUUUCGAUUUGGUACUUUAUUUGAACAAUUUCUACGAAUUCAAUAUAUUUUACUUGCUCGUAUUAUAGCUACAAAACUCCAAAGCAAUAUUUUUAAAUUAAUUAAUUGACAAAAUUUACAUGUAAAAAUUGAAAAUGUAUAUGCUUUUAUUCACUUUAUCAUUCCUACUCUUUAAAAUCGGGACCCAAAUUAGCAAUAUAGAUACGUAAGGUUAAACCAAAUUGAGCCCCGUCAAACAUACACCUAAAGCUAAAGAACAUAAUUGAUUCAAUGGGAUUUUUAUAGGAUCAACAAUAAGAUAAUCUGAAGUCGAGCAAAUUGAAAAAAGAAUGUUCUAAAACUGUGUUAUGUACUUAGGUAUAAACAUUUUAUGAAAAAGUAAAGAUGAUAUUGUAAAUUAAAAAAAUAUAUUUUAAACCCGUGUAUUUAUUAUUUUAUUUCUAAUUUAUAGCCUAAAAAUUAAAUUUAAAAUACUGUACAAAAAAGUAAAAAAUAUUACCAUUUUUAUCUAUAAUUUCAUAUUAUGUUUUAAGACCAUUGUUAAUGUUUUUUAGGUAAGGCUUAAUUAUAUCAAAUGUGUAGUUGACAAAAAUAACCCCUGAUGUGUAAUGUUAAACUGCUCAAAAUAAUUCAAUGAAAUGGUUUAUAGAAAAAAUAUACUUUUAUUACCUAUCAUUCAAAUCACAUGCCUAUGUAUAUAUACAAAAAAUUAAUUAUUUUGUAAAAAAUAUCAGAUAAAUUGAAACUUCACCAGCCGUUAAAACAUCAAUAUAGAAUGUUAUAAUUUUAAUUUGUACUAAAACAUGUUUUACUUAUACUAUCUGUAUUUCAUGCAUGAUGAUAGACGUGAAUAUCAUAUUAACUGAAUACCGAUCGCAAUGUGUAUUGCAUUAUACAAUAUACUAUAUACUUAUUUAUUAAUUACCAUAAUAUAUAUAAUACGCGGCAUACGUGAGAAAAGCUUUAAAAGUGUAUCUUUAUAGAUAAUUUUUAUUGGUGAUAUAAUAAAUUAAUAAUAUAAUAGGCACUAAUUAAAAACCUAUAGAAUAAUCUUUUUUCAAUUAAAGUUUGCCGACUAGUAAUUUUAAGUAGAUUUAUACUGUUCGGUGUUAAAGAUUUAAUACAAUUAUUCCCAACGUUGCAAAUUAUUGAUAUCUAUUUUAUUCCUAACCUAACCUUUAGGGUUUCCAAAUUGCAUAGACAAUAAUAUUUCAAAAAUCAAUUACAUAUGAUAAUAUAUUUUCAAUAGAAGGUAUAUAAGAGGAACACAUUUGUUUUUAUGAAUAAAAAAACCAUAACAUUUUAUAUAUAUAUUGAUAUAGCUAUACAAUUCAGAAAUUUCAAAACAUAAUCGAUAGGUAAAUAAUUAAUGUAAAGUGUAAUUAUAUUGAAAUUAUUAUCGAUACAAAAUCCGAAGCAUAAAAGGAAAAAAUAUUAAUUUCGUUUAUAUAUUAUAAGUUAAACAAAUAUAAAAUAAAUUAAUUAUAAUGUCUUCUAAUAAUUAUACCACGUGUGGCAAUACAUUUAUAAAUUAUUAGUAACUAUAAAUAAACAAUUAGCAUAAAUAUGCAUAUAAUUAUACAAAAUCUAAGAUCGGUCAAGGCUAUUUUAUUUGUGACGAAUCGUGUGUAUUUUGAGUAAACUAUAAAAAGUGUAAGUUCCUAUAGUAUGUUUUAACACGGUUUUCUAUUUUUGUACACUCAAAUUAUUGAUCAGUUCGACAAUUUAAAAAUCGCUAUUCUAAUUGAAAACAUUUUUAGAAUAUGAUUAAAAAAUGUUUAACAUUAGAUAAUAAAUAUAAUCUGUUCUAUAAUAAGAAGAAGAUAUAUUUGAAUAAGAAGUAAAUACUGGUUUGUAUAAUAAAUAUUUUUUUUCGAAUACUUAUCGAAUGAUUGUACAAAAUAUUGCAUGUAUAAUAAAUGGCAUAGAAUGGAUACGCGCCAAAGGGGCAACUAGCCGCCCUGAAAAAUGACUAUGCAGGAAAACAUUUUAUUUUUUACUAUUGAUGGACACUAUAGUAUAAUCACUAUCAAACUAUUUGAUAGUUGAUCGCAUUUCAAUUAUUUGAUAGUUUCUGUAGAACAAAUAGUUUAUAUUCGAAAAAUAUUAUUGUGUGAAGGCACAGUGCAUGGUAUUUAAUUAAUACUCUAAAAUACUUUUCAAACUUAAAAGUAAAAUAUUUCAUCCACAGAUUGAUGAAAAUAAACACCAAGAUGUAUUUAAACUAAUACUUAAUUUAGUUAUAGAAUUUUUACUAUUGGUUACCAUUUGCAAAUCAAAGUAGUUGAUACACCCCCAAAAAUAAGGGUGAUAGAAAAUAAUUUAAAUGUAACAUUUUAGAGCGGCAUUUUUCUUAAAUUGUCAAUAAAAAAAAUUUCGAAAUAUCGUAAUGAACAUAUUUUCGUAGGAAACUCUCUAGUGUUACGUAUGACAUUUCCCUAUGCCCGUAUAAAUUUCAAAAGUAUACUAGCUAAAUUGCUAAAGGAAUAACGAAUGUAUUAUUUUCCGAACAUUUAUUAGAAAAGAAAUAUUGGCAGUUAAUCAAAAUACAGAAAUGUUAUUAAGUACAACUUUUAAAGAACUAUGUCUUAAAUUUCCCUAGCAAUUCUGUUAAGCCAAACUAUAUUAUUCACAUAUGCCUAACCAAUACAAAAUACAUAAAACAAAAUGAAAACAUGAACAUGGAAAAUGCCUAUAAUACUAUAAAUGCUCAAAAAUUGCUAGAAUAUGUUAAAAUUUGUACCACGUCUACAAAAUGCUAAUAUUAGUCCUUUUGAAAAUUGCAGGGCUUUACAAUUAUUUUUAACAGAGGCGCAACAAAAAAUUAUAUCUGUAAUACUAUAAAUAUCCUUGUUAUUCCAUCGUUUUUCCUAAUUAUUAUGAAAACCACAAGUGAAACUAGAUUUUAAGCGACUAAAAUUUUAUUUUGUCAAGCCAAAUGAUAAAUAUGAAAAAAAAAUAGUUAGAUGCAAAAAUUAAGUUUUUAAUUUUAAUUUUAAGUAUUUUUUAGUCAAUAUGUUAUCUAGUCUGUAUUAGGUCAAGUCAACCCGACGGGCUUAACUCGUAGUUUUAUCUAUGAAGAAAACUACGAGAAAAAUUAAAAACCAAAUGAUUUCUUAAUCAACUUGACAAAACAUUUUUUGGAAUACUUAUAUAUGUGGAUCUUGAAAUUAAGUCUAAAAAUGUUAAAACAGCACUGAUAUUGACAUUGAUACGUAACAUAUGAAUUUAAAGAACUAAGUGAGAAGUUUAAUUGUUACUUGAAUGUAGGUACUAAAGGCGAAACAAAAUAACCAGAACCCCUAUAUAAGCAAUAUCCAAAUAAUCGUUUAGGUGGCUACAUCCGAACUUAAUAAUAAUUCAAUAAUUCAAUAAUUGGUUCUCAAAUUAUUUUAAUAGCAAUUUAAAUUUGUCUUUCCAUUUUCGAACUUUUAAGUUAUAAUUAUUAAAUAUACCAUGAGACAUGCUCAAUGUUUUGAGCAACGUUGGUAUUUUACUACACCGACUAGCAUUAAUAUUUGUUCUAAUUCUGCGUACCUGGGCAUCUACAAGCUAACUUACAGCGAAUAAUUUUUACUAGGCGUUCAUGCGUAAUACUUCUUGAACUGUUGCUUAAUUUCUGUAUUUUUAUGUUUUUUAACGUCAUCCUUUUCAAGGUUAUGUACUAUAUUUUAACUAAAAAUUAAAUUUUUGUUAUUUAUUUUCAAAUAUGACUUACAUUUUAUUUGUACGCAUGUCCAACGUUCAAUGUUGUCUGCCAACUUUUUUUUGAAAUCCAAAAAUAAAACCUUCUAAUACGGCAAGUUUCGCAAAUUAAUUUGCAGAGUUUUCGUUUUCAACCGACAGUAGGUAAUUGAAGGUUUUCGUGUUAUGUAUUUAAUUACCGACUGUUGUUUAUUUGAAUUGGUUUUUUUAAAAAAAAUUUUGAUAAUACAAAGGAAAAACCGAAAUAAAAAGUAUUUAAAUAAUUUUUCGAAAUUAAUAUUCGAAUGAAAUAUUAGAUAGUUCAUCCAAACCAUCAAAACAUAUCGAUAAUGAAAACUACUUUUUAUCCAUUUUUGUUUAUAAAAAUAUCAAAUACUCAUUCUAUAUUAUCGUCUAUAAAAAAAAAAAAAAAAAAAUGUUAACUAUUUUGAAAUGUGCUUCGCGAAGUAUAAAAAAAUACAAAAUAAAAAUCUAAAAUGUUCUGCAGGGGGGGGGGGGGUUAAAUAAAUAUUAUAUCUUUUUAUCUCUAUAAAUUAAUAUAAUAAUAUAUUUUUUAUAUCAGAAUCUUGGUUUUACUAUGUAUGCGAUUUUUUUCCCUGAAUGUAAACAACUUUUCUUUCAGACAUUUUCACUAAAAAAUUGAAUAUGAGGUUUAUUAUAGUUUUAACUUAGUAAUCAAUAAAAAAAAAAGUUGAGCGCAAUGUAGUUGAUUUUUUUAUAUGCGUUUAAAAAUAAAAUUAUGACGGUAAUAUGUUAAAAAUUAUAUACAUAUAUAUGCAAACAAUUUUCUUUGGGCCACACAGAAAACCGCCUAUGAAUUUAUAAUAUAUUAAUAUUAUACCUAAUUGUAUGAUUUUUUAUUUUAAACAGUUGUUACGAUGGAUUUUUCUAACAAAACAGAAAAUGGUAAGAUAUCAUUGCCUGAAGAAGUUUUGGAAGUCUUGGAAUCUCAAUUCAAUAAAGUCAAAACACUUCAUUCUACCGAUUUGGAAAUAAUUGCGGCGGAAUUGGGUGUUAACGAUGUAGACGUUAAGGUAAAAUAAAUAUAUUUUAUUAAUAUAAGAAUAAAAAUAAUAGUUUAUUAUUACUAUUAUAAUUAAUAUCUAUAAAAUUAACUAUAGUUGAUUGAAAUAAACUAUACCAUGCAAGGUACUAUACUAUUAACCUAUAUAAUAAUAUAAGAUAUGUAUAUAUAAUAGGGUUCUUAAUUAAUUUGACAAUUAUGUCUUAUUAAAUAAAGAUAAAAAUAUAACCGACCUACUUUCUAUAUAAACAUCAAGAUGAAACAACACCAUUUUUAUAGGUUUUUUAGAAUAACAGUUAAGUAGUCGAAUAGUUAAAUAAUCAGUAUAAAUAUCUAAUGGAUGUUUUAUUUUAAUGUGUUAAACUGUUUUAAAUACUUGCAACCUCGGGUACAAUAAUGUGUUAUCUUAUUAAAUUUAAAUGAUUGAUAAAAAUAUUUGAGUAUAGUUAAUAAUAAAAUGUUGAAAAUAAUACAUAUAUUUCCUUAAAAGACUAUAAUAUGCUCGAUUUACCAUCUAUUAUACACACUUACACAUUUAAUUAGGCUAUAUAGGUAUCGCUUGAAAUAACAUAAACCUUCAUUUCUUUAGGACUAGGUAUAAAGUUAGCUUUAGUUUUUUUUUCUUCUUAGUAAUUUGUAAUGCAUUUGAAGAGUUUUAAUCAAUGUUUAAUAACGUUUGAAAAUAUUUUAAUGUUUUUUUUUAUCUCUUUGAACUUCAAUAAAUAAUAUAUUCGAAAAUGUAUUUAAAAUACCGUCCUAUAUACUAACUUCUUAUAACUACUUAAGAUGUGGAUCUAAAUAUUAAAAAACAAUGACAACCAUCGUUGUUAUAAUCUUUUAUUUAUUCUAUAUAUGGAUAUAAGUACUUAGAUAAUUUUAAAGUUAUAGCUUUAAAAAUCGGUACUGAAACUGAAUAUUAUUCAAAAAAAUAAAAAUGACAAUAUUUUUGAACAUUAUUUUUUGAUGAGAAUAUGCGAUCUAUAUUACCUAUCAAAAAUAAUUCUAAAUUAUCAAGUGGAAAAAUGCAGACAUUAAUUUUAUACUAACACAAAGAUUAUAAAUAUAUAUCAAUGCAAUUCAAUUUUAUUUUAUUAUACAAUUUAGAAUGUUAUCUAAAAAUCAAAAAAACAAUAGGUACCUAUAAUAUUCCAUUAACCUUACGAUAAGAAUAGUUUAUCAUUUUUGUUUUUAUUCGUUCAUUUUUUAGUCAUCACUUAGGUAUGUUAUAGAAUUCAAAAAUUGUACUUUGUAGAUGUUUUUAGGAUUUAUUAAUCACAAAAAAUACAUAGGUAUCAAAUGAUAUAAAACGCAUGAACAAUAAAACAGCUUGAUCAUUAGAAACUAUCAUGAGUGUGUAGAGAUAUAUUAUUAUUACGAUAAAAAUAUAAAUGUGUUUUUUUAAAAAAGAGUAUAUUGAAUGUUUUAAUUGAAUCAUACGAUUUUAUUAUUAUGUAAUUAACUAUAGUUAAUUUUUCUUUAUUUAUCUAUAUUUUGUUUUUGGAUUUUUUAGUUAUUUACAUAAUGCAUUAAUUAAUGUAAUAUAUGCAUAAGUUGAAGCCAUAAUAAGUAAAAAUGAAACAAUAUAUUGCAAAAGAUUAGACAUAUACAUCAGGGAAAAAUCCAGAGGGACUUAGGGGCCCAGCCCUCCCCCCCCUCAGACAUAUUAUUUCUCCGAUUUUUUUUUUAUUAUUCUAUAUUACUAUAUUCCAAUCACCGAUAUGUAUGAUAAAAUAAUAUAUUAUAUUACAAUUUAAUUGUAUUUUUGUUAAAAAAAAACUAUUGAGUUCCCUUAGAUCUUUGCUCUGGAUCCGUGCCUGUACAUCAUACAUAUUAAAUAUUAUAUAAUAAUCAUAAUUAUGCUUAAAUAAUAAUAACUAUAACUUGAUUAUAACUACAUUAUACAUCUAAUAUCUACCUAUUAACCUACGUUUUCUUAUACUUGCCUACGUUUGUUAAAAUAAAAUAUGAACACCUAUUUACUAGCUAUAGUCUAUAGCUAGUUUUGUAGAACUAAUUUUAUUUCUACAAUAAUUCUACGAGGUUCUAGUUCAAUUGACUUACAAAUAUUUUUUUAAAAAAAGACAAUAAAUCAUAUUAUCUAUGAUUUUAUUAACUAGUUGUUGAAUAAUAUUAAUUUAUUAGGUUUUAAUCGAAAAAUUAAAUUUUCAAAACAGAGGUUAACUCUAUUAUAGAUGUACAAAAAUAGGUAGUUAUAUAAACUCUAUGUUAUCUAACUGUCCAAACUUCCGAUUGGGUUCGCCACCAUCUCUGUAAGUUUAUUAAUUCCUAAAUGUAUAUAAAUUUAAUAAAUUAAAUUGUGAAUUUGUACACCUAAUUUUAGUUGAAUUACAUGUCUGGUUAGUUGUGUUUUAAACAACUUUAAAUAUAUUACACAAAUUUAACUAUUGAUUUUGGAUACAUUUAUUAUUUACACGUGUUUAAUAAUAUGUUUUAGAAAUGGUAUACUAACAGACUGGCCGCGUGGAGAAGAAGUCAAGGACUUUCUGAUUGUUUUGGACAAUUAUAAAUUUAAAAAACAAAUACACCAACUAAUUAAUGAGUAUAUAUUUUAUUGUUUAAGUUAAUAUGUAUUAUGUUUUAUGAAAGCAAUUUUCUAUUAUAAAAAAUAUAACUGUAAAGUUAUAAUAUUAUUUGUUUUUGUAUUUGUAGAUAGUUGUUGUUAGUAAUCAGGAUUGUUACAUUUUACAUUUUUUUUUUUUUUUUUUUUUUUUUUUUUUUAUAUAGUUUACUGAUUUUUAAAUCUAAAAAUGUGUAAAUUAAUAAAAAAAAUAUAUACAUUAUGUUUUCCCAUAAAUGCUCGUCAAUAAAUAGUAAUAUAUUGUUUAUACAUUUUCAAAAACAUAAAUAUUUUACUGUUCAAUAAAAUACGUAAGUAGAUAUAUGAUAUGUAAUGUAUGUAAGUUAAAUAAACAAAUGUCUAGUAAUGCUAUGUUGUUGAAAUUGAAAAAUAUUUGUAAAUAAUAAAAAGCAUCAGUUUCUCCUAAAACAAGGUAAGCAUAUAUUAAUAAUAUUAUAAGUUCAACGAAAAAGGCGAGGAGAAAGUAAAUUACACCCACUCAGUGAACGAGAUGUACGAGUAAAUAGAGUAGGUAUAGGAAUAAUAAAUUGCACCCGGCACUUUUUGAUUUCCA
Messenger RNA from Cinara cedri, 10303 nucleotides. The record is from the annotation of a GenBank genome assembly. NCBI's taxonomy places the organism in Eukaryota, Metazoa, Arthropoda, Insecta, Hemiptera, Aphididae.